Vanessa tameamea is the source of this 2263-nucleotide messenger RNA. RefSeq names its product heat shock 70 kDa protein cognate 5 (gene Hsc70-5). The transcript is spliced from 14 exons. NCBI's taxonomy places the organism in Eukaryota, Metazoa, Arthropoda, Insecta, Lepidoptera, Nymphalidae. Gene Ontology annotation, cellular component: cytoplasm; mitochondrion. The record is from RefSeq and is a predicted model, not a curated record. Bases 188 to 2257 code for a protein of 689 amino acids. Gene Ontology annotation, molecular function: ATP binding; ATP-dependent protein folding chaperone. Gene Ontology annotation, biological process: protein folding.
CAUAUCGCGCACUGUACUCGGCACGUUAUUUUCCGUGUGGCAAGAAUCUGAGAAGCUCGCUGCUCGCUCUAGUGUUAAAAAAGAGAAAAAUUGUUCUUUCAAGUAGUUGCGUCAUCCACAUGGUUUUGUCUGAAGUGAAAUAAAUUAGAAAUAAUUUAAUAAGUACGUUAAAUACACAAUUACAACAAUGUUAACAGCAACGCGGGUGAUAAGCCGAAAGGCGUUGGACUGUUCCGGGAUUUCAGAUAUCUAUACGCACAGAAAUUUCUCCUCGAUUCUCAAAAAUAGCGCAGCUCCCACAGUACCAAUCUACCAACAACAUGGAUUACAACAAAGGCAUAAGUCGGAGGGCGUUCGUGGUGCUGUCAUCGGUAUCGACUUGGGAACAACAAACUCCUGUGUCGCUGUUAUGGAGGGGAAGACUCCCAAGGUAGUCGAAAACAGCGAAGGUUCCAGAACGACGCCCUCCCACGUGGCCUUCAGCAAGGAUGGCGAACGAUUGGUCGGUAUGCCCGCCAAGAGACAAGCCGUCACCAACAGCGGGAACACUUUCUACGCUACCAAGCGUCUCAUCGGACGGAGGUUCGAGGAUCCCGAGGUCCAGAAGGACAUGAAGAAUUUGUCUUACAAAGUCGUCAAGGCAUCGAAUGGCGACGCUUGGGUUCAAGGAAGCGAUGGAAAAGUCUACUCGCCGAGUCAAAUUGGUGCAUUCGUUCUGAUGAAGAUGAAAGAAACGGCCGAAGCUUAUCUGAACACGAGCGUGAAGAACGCCGUCGUGACUGUGCCGGCUUACUUCAACGAUUCCCAGCGACAGGCCACCAAGGACGCCGGACAAAUUUCUGGUUUGAACGUGUUGCGUGUGAUCAACGAACCGACCGCCGCCGCUCUCGCCUACGGCAUGGACAAGACCGAGGAUAGAGUUAUCGCAGUAUACGAUCUCGGCGGUGGAACAUUCGACAUAUCCGUGCUCGAAAUUCAAAAGGGUGUUUUCGAAGUGAAAUCCACCAAUGGCGACACUUUACUCGGCGGUGAGGACUUCGACAACGUCAUCGUUAACUUCCUCGUGGACGAGUUUAAGAGAGAUCAAGGUAUCGAUAUCCGCAAAGACGCAAUGGCCAUGCAACGUCUCAAGGAGGCCGCUGAGAAGGCUAAGAUUGAACUGUCCGGUUCCCUGCAGACCGACAUUAACCUACCCUAUCUCACUAUGGAUGCUUCAGGACCGAAGCACAUGAAUCUGAAGAUGAGCCGCUCGAAGCUGGAGUCGCUGGUGGGCGACCUGAUCCGGCGCACGGUGGCGCCGUGCCAGCGCGCGCUGCAGGACGCCGAGGUGGCGCGCACCGACGUGGGCGAGGUGCUGCUCGUGGGCGGCAUGACCAGGAUGCCCAAGGUGCAGGCCACGGUGCAGGAGAUCUUCGGGCGGGCGCCGUCGCGCGCCGUCAACCCCGACGAGGCGGUGGCCGUGGGCGCCGCCGUGCAGGGCGGCGUGCUGGCCGGCGACGUCACCGACAUCCUGCUGCUCGACGUCACGCCGCUGUCGCUCGGCAUCGAGACGCUGGGCGGCGUGUUCACCAAGCUCAUCACGCGCAACACCACCAUCCCCACCAAGAAGAGCCAGGUCUUCUCCACGGCUGCUGACGGCCAAACUCAGGUCGAGAUCAAGGUUCACCAAGGCGAGCGUGAAAUGGCGACAGACAACAAACUCCUCGGACAGUUCUCCCUCGUCGGUAUCCCGCCAGCUCCGCGAGGCGUUCCACAGAUCGAGGUCACAUUCGACAUUGACGCUAACGGCAUCGUACACGUAUCGGCGAGAGACAAGGGUACCGGCAAAGAACAACAAAUCGUGAUCCAGUCAUCGGGCGGUCUGUCCAAGGACGAGAUCGAGAACAUGGUGAAGGCGGCCGAACAGUUCGCAGCGGCUGACAAGGAUAAGCGUGAGCGGGUGGAGGCCACCAACCAGGCCGAGGGUAUCCUACACGACACCGACACCAAGCUGGACGAGUACCGCGCGCACUUGCCCCAGGACGAGUGCGACAAGCUCCGCGGUGAAAUGGCCAAGCUCCGUGAACUGCUAGCACAGAAGGAGACGGCGGACCCUGAGGCAAUCCGCACAGCAACCGGCCAGUUGCAACAAGCCAGCUUAAAACUCUUCGAACAAGCGUACAAGAAGAUGGCAGCCGAACGCGAAGGUGCGUCAUCCGGAGCGUCCCAAACACAGACACCGAGCGAAGACGAAAAGAAGGAAGAGAAGAAGAAUUAAUUUAAA